UACAUUUAGAUUUGAAUCUGAUCGAUUGCAUAUUUUCAGAUUAAACCCACUUUAUUCUGCACAUGCAUUGUAUAGAUAUUCCUCCACUUAUUUAUUUGCAUUUGGUUAUUGCUUUUGGUUGUGUAACAAUGCUGACAAACAAAACCUCUCUAGUUCACACGCUUCUACUGACAAUUGCAUAUUACCAGAAUGUCAAUUGCCUGGUAAUUCAUCAUCGGAAAAGAGAUACUAUGCAGGAUAUGAUUUUCUAGUUGAAGAGUUUGAAGUUUAUAAAAUUAUGGACUACUAAUUUAUGUUAUUGCUCACCUUUAAUGAUUGGGAUAAUGAAAAUGUUUGGCUAACGAAAAGAAUCACUAUUGGUAUUAUUUGCUGGAUAAGUUUACAAUAACAUUUUUAAAUAGGUCCAUAUUUGGAGAGUGUAAUUUCAAAACUACCUCCGGGCCAAAAUUGGAGAAAAAACCAACACACAAAAAACAACUAGAAUUGCAUGCGAAAAUUGUGUUUAUAAUAUUUAUAUUGCAAAAACAAUAUGUAUACAACAAUACUAUCAUCAAACUCUUCCCUCGGAAAUCAAUCAUCAUUAUAUAUCGGAAACUGUUUACUGGUUGACCCAGAUGGUUAUCCCUAUAUUGAAUGGAUGUAUAGCAUAAUGGGAGAGUGUGUUCAUUCACCAUUGGAACAGAGUUCAUUCUACGUUGGAUUGGGAAGUAUAGUCCUCUAUUUAUUUGGAGGUAUUCCACAGAUUGUUCAGAAUUUUAUAAAGCAUCAUGCUGAUGGAUUGUCGCCUUGGACAUUGGCUCAGUGGAUGGUAGGGGAUGGCAGUAAUUUGUUGGGUGCAGUUCUGACAGGACAAUUAUUCACACAGAUAUUGUUGGCUGUUUACUUUGUUUUGGUGGAUAUCAUUCUUAUUGGACAAUAUCACCAUCAUGAAGAAACAAUUCAUGAAGAUACUAAUGCUGCAAAACUCAAUUCUCCUCUCAAUAUUUCAAUUCUAUUGGUUUUGAUUGCAUUUUUCUGUAUUUUUCAAAUUAUCAACACAGCUCAAUUGAAUCCAAAUCUAAUUGGUGCCGAGUUCACAAAUCAAAGAGUUGGCAGGAAAUUGCUUACCAUUCAAGAAGAGAAGGAUCACAAUAGUGUUGAAUUUCCUCCAACUUCUGCCAAAUCAAUCAUUGGAUAUGUUAUUGGAUGUAUUGCAACUGUUUCCUACCUUGGUUCGAGGAUUGCACAAACAUUCAAAAAUUUUAAAAGAGGGAGUACCGAAGGAAUGAAUCCAAUUUUAUUCCUUUGUUCUGUAUCAGGAAAUAUACUCUAUUCGCUCUCGAUAUUCUUGUUUUCAGUGGAUAGCUCAUUCUUAAUGUACAAAAUUCCGUGGUUAUGUAGCAGUUUGGGUAAUAUUACUCUUGAUACAGUCAUAUUAUCUCAAUACACUUUCUAUACAUUUAUCAAAAAACAUAUCAAAGCAGGAAAAUCCUCUAAGGGAAAUCAAUCAAAUAAGGUUUAACAUGGUAAUUCAACAUGGAUGGUUACAUUGAAGUAGGAUAAGGUCUAUCAUAAAUUACUGCUUCUGGUUGUUCAAUUGAAGAAGAUGUAGUGGUUGGCUGUAUUGGUAAUGAUUGAUUUUUCUCGCUUCUAGGGGAAACUAUACCUUCUUUAAGCACCUCACUGGAUUUGUGUAACUCUUCAAUUGCAUUAUUGACUUCAUCUAUUGAGGUUCCCGAGGAGGAGGAGGAGGAACUUGAGGAGGAGCUACUAUCAUGAUUGGUUUCGACCACAGCUGCCGUAGCUGGUACUGUCACUGGUAUAAUUGGUUCACAAGGAAUAAUAUUACUAUUAUUAUUAGUAUUUUUAGUUGUGCCAACUUUGUUCCUCUUAAGGUUCAAACUAGAGGGCAGAUAAUGAUGUAAGAAUAGUAGUUUCCCACCCUCUCUGCUUUGAAGAGUUUCAUAAACCAAACACAUAAAAUAUCCAAUCGAAAGGGAAAUGAAGAAUACACCUAUCACAAUACCAGAUACACCUAGUCCAAUAACGUGAUCCAACAUAUCUGGUGCCAAUACAAUUUCCAUGUUUGGACAAGUUUUAAGAUAUUCAAUCACACCCCUAUGUCCUCCAUCAACAUUUUCCCAAGGAAUAUUUCUAUUCAAUCUUUCACCAUUAAUUCUAAUGUCAUUGUAGAAAUUUUGAGUUGUUACUUUGAAAUCAUCAGACAAGGAACAUUUCAUACCCAAUGGAUUAAUCUGCUCUGAGGUCAUGUUAUUCAAGCAACAAAUACGGAAUGAUGUUGAGCUAGAUAGUUUCGAUGGCUUAAAUUUUAUACCAUCUGGACCGACCAUAUUAGAGGUCAUGUAGAGACUCUCAGUAAUUUCUCUCAAAAUAUCUCCAUAGACGGCAACAAAUGAUACAAAACUCAAAAGACCUAUCAAAAAUGUUAAUAUACAAUUGAAUACAAUAGCAUAUCUAUAAUUGCCAGCAAAAGUAAAUAGUUGAUAAAUACACUAG
This is a messenger RNA of Naegleria gruberi, 2496 nucleotides long. RefSeq lists its product as uncharacterized. The transcript is spliced from 2 exons. Bases 530 to 1501 code for a protein of 323 amino acids. The record is from RefSeq and is a predicted model, not a curated record. NCBI's taxonomy places the organism in Eukaryota, Heterolobosea, Eutetramitea, Acrasida, Naegleriidae.